AUGCUCAAGACUGGUGCUAAAUAUUCUGGCCUUGGGCCGAAUGCUCCACCAGCUACACGAAAUCAUGUCUUCAUAAAAGACAUUGCACUUGCAUUCGCGGUGUCGGUACUGCCUCUUCUCGCCUUCUCCGGCUUACUCCUUGGUCUAUUGUUCUGGUAUCGGGUUAUACCGCAUGGCCGCAAUGAUCCGAGACUCCCAGACGAAAAUCCGCAGAAAAAAAGCAUCGUCUUUAUCAGUCUCAGUGCCACUGUAUUUACUACUGUGGGUUCGUGGUCAAGCACAGUGGCGCCGCUCUCGCUCCCGUUUAUCCUGACGAUUGCGUCCUAUCCCGCGUCCAGACUGAUGAUGCGAGCCAGCGACGGCAAGGAAGGGCGAAAACUGCCCACUCCGUAUCAGAUUGCUCUGAUACUCCGGGUCAUGUCCAAUUCUUCGCUCAGUUCGGUCUGGCAAUGCAUGAACUACAUCUCUGCAAAGGGAAGGAGGGCGCCCAUGUCAUCUGCCCUCAACAUCAUGAUGUGUACACUUGUUUUGGGCACGAUACAGAGCACGUUCAUCGUUGCGACGGAUACGUGGCUUCACGUCACGACGGAGACAGUUCCCAUGACUGAGUUUCACACAACAUUGCCCAAAAAUGCUACCUUCGGCAUACGCCCAGCCUGCUUCAAGAUUGGAGAGGAAAAGCCCAAUAUAUGCAAUACUUUUCUGAAAGACGAAUUAAUGAAAAACGACAGAAACCACAUCACCCAAGAGAUCUUCUCCAACAUGUCUGACAGGGUAAUGGUUCAGAACCACGAUGAGGGCGGACAUCGAUACGCCUAUAUUGCCUCUCCGGCGUAUCGUUUCCAGACGGACAUUGACUACGUAGCCACAACAUUUGCAGUCAAGACGAACUGUACCCCUGCAACAUCCAGAUGCUUCAAGAACCGUCACUUUCCCAACGUGACCUCCUACAAAUGCGACUUUGCCAUGGACGAACCCAUCGAUAAAACGAUGAACUUCUUAACCUUGACCGAUUUCACGGACUCGACACUCUCCAGCAAUCCGAAUGACACCUAUCACAACUCGAACCCGCAUAACUUUGCAGCCAUCUUGAAUAUGGGCUUCGGUUUCGCCCCAUCGGGAUACGCUGAUAGCGACGAGGUAUACAGCGGCCCAGACCAACCGACGGUCAUCAUCAUGCUGUGUGAGAGCACUGUAUUUGACACAGAGUACGGCUCCGCCAAUGGCUCCGUUACGCAUUUCUCGACCUCACCCAGCAACUUCUCCUCGACCAAUGUCAUCGCGGGGACACUGAGGUUCAGUUCUGCUAUGGAAUAUUUCCUCAUGCACAAUACCAUUACCGACUUCUGGGAAAGUAAGACUGCACAGCAACUGGCUGACAGAUUUUCCAAUACAUACAGUCAAGCCAUUCUCGCGUCGGCCGGCGCAGCUCUUGAGCCCAGACCUGCAGAGCUAGCCCAACGGCGAUCCUCGAUACUCGUGGCUGCUGUGCCGGUAGCGCCGCUCGUCUGUCUGCUUGUUGCCAACGUGCUAGUCGUGCUGCUGGCGACUGUUCUCACGGCGGGCGCCCUGAUGGAGGUGACCAAGUCCGAUGAAGUGGGAGAUGUGCAGACGAGACUGAGUAUCGACGCCCUCGUGGCGGCGCAUUUCGAGACGCGCGGAAAGAAGCCCGGUGUGAGGAAGAUAGAAGACAUGUUUGAGGAAUAUCAAGGUGGUGAUGGGCCGCGAGUCAAGGUAGAGAAAACGACUGAGGAGAGCUGGAAGCUGGUUAGUUGCGAUUCAUAA
Messenger RNA from Trichoderma harzianum CBS 226.95, 1785 nucleotides. RefSeq lists its product as hypothetical. The transcript is spliced from 2 exons. The record is from RefSeq and is a predicted model, not a curated record. The coding region runs from base 1 to 1785 and encodes 594 amino acids. NCBI's taxonomy places the organism in Eukaryota, Fungi, Ascomycota, Sordariomycetes, Hypocreales, Hypocreaceae.